GUUUCCAGGAGACGGUUGGUUGACUGGGGUUGACAAUGAAGGGCCAGAAGAUGAGAGUGAUUGAGUCGCGAACAAACAUCAGCCGGGCGAUGUGUCUACAUCAUCACAGCAGCCGUCGUCAUCAUCAACAGUCGAAGGGAGGACAAUCGUUGCCUUGAAGAUGACAGUCGCCAUAGAAUAUUUACUUACGGUGAUCAAUCUUGGAAAGAAAAGGGCGGAGGGCCAGCCAGGAAUGGGACUCAUUUGCAUCCGGCUGAAAGGGCUGCUUCGUUCACUAGCAACCUAGCGCUCGCUUGCUUCUUAUCCCGCGCAGUUGUUGCAUCGUGCCGUUGUGUGUGCAGCACCUCUUCAGCAACUCUUCGCUUUUUUGGGGGCCCACUCUCAUAUAUAGAUAGCAGUUCCUCCAGUCUGCUACUUCCAUUUUUCGUUCUCCUUGCCAAAAGGGGAAAAACAAAAACUAUAAAAAAAGAAACUUGAAAGCAACUGCAACAAAAAGCCUUGACUUUUCGUGGUCUCCACUGAGUUGCGACUGCACCUCAACGCCAAUCGAGACGUCAUUUGUGCGAUCCGCAAUCCCAAUUUGAUUCACGAUGGAAGGCUCCGAAUCUCCCGCACCUGGACCUGGCGAUCGUUUGCUGCAGUCUUCAGAGUCUCACCAACACGGAGAGUCGUCGGGCAAAGGCCGCGCAGCCUGGCACGCCGUCUUCAAUCCGGAUCGGCCACAGAAUCAAGUACAGCACGUCCGGUCAGCCUCGUCGAAAGGUAGACGAGGUGAACAACGAUCGCGAUCCUCAUCACCGGAGACGGGCGUCGGCUCCGGCACCAAAGGAUCCAGCGCGACCAAAGGUCGUCCAUUCGCCAAACCGAUUUCGCGAGCACUCAACAUGAGCGUGACGCAAAAAGUUGUCGGCUGCCUCAGGAGCAACGUCCUGACAAUCCUCAACAUCGCCGGCGUCUUCUCAGGCGUCGUCCUCGCCCUGGCACUCAGGUCGUCGCGCGAGGAGAAAUGGACACAACGAGAAAUUGUUUAUGUUGGUUUUGUAGGUGAUUUGUUUUUACGAAUGCUUAAGUGUCUCAUUUUGCCACUGAUCGUCUCAUCAAUGAUUUCGGCCGUGGGCUCUCUGGACCUUUCCGUGUCGGGACGGAUCGGUACGCGAGCCAUCGUCUACUAUAUGACCACCACCGUCAGCGCUGUCAUUCUGGGUAUCAUCCUCGUCCUGACUAUCCAUCCGGGCGAAGGAUCCGAUAAGGGAAUCGUUCGCGGCGGUUCCGUCCGUCACGUCACCACGGCCGACAUGCUCAUGGAUCUCAUCAGAAACCUGUUCCCACCGAAUUUGGUCCAGGCUUGCACCGCUCAGUAUAAGACGGUUUUGACACCGCCUGCCGACUAUUUGGAGUCUCUAGCCAAUAUGACCAACUCCAACGGAACCGACGCCGGUAACAUGACCGCCGGAAAGCCAAAGAACCUCUACGACUGGAAGAUGACAUCCGACUACGAGGACGCCACCAAUAUCCUCGGACUCGUCGUCUUUUCCACCGUGUUGGGCAUCACUCUCGGCCGGAUGGGAGCCAAGGGCAAGCCGCUCCUCAACUUCUUCGUCUCGAUGAGCGAAGCCGUCAUGAUGAUCACCGGCUGGGUCGUUUGGUUGUCACCGGUAGGUGUCAUGUUUUUGGUGGCCUCCAAGAUGUUGGAAAUGGAGAGCUGGGAAGUCAUGUUGGGACAACUUGGCAUGUACUUUUUCACGGUGAUGAUUGGCCUCUUCAUCCACGGUUUCGUCGUUCUCCAGCUAAUCUACUUCAUUGUGACGCGGAAAUUGCCGUUCCGCUACGUCGGAAACCUCUCCGAAGCUCUGGCCACUGCUUUCGCCACUUCAUCGAGCUCGGCAACUCUACCCGUGGCGCUGAAAUGCUUGGAGGAGAAAAACCAAGUGGAUCCACGUGUGACCCGCUUCGUCAUGCCAAUUGGCGCCACCAUUAACAUGGACGGAACGGCCUUGUACGAAGCCGUCGCCGCCAUCUUCAUCUCGCAAGUGCGUGGUAUUCAUCUGACCAUGGGCAACGUCGUAGCUGUCAGCAUCACCGCCACAGCUGCUAGCAUCGGCGCCGCUGGUAUUCCUCAGGCCGGAAUCGUCACCAUGGUGAUGGUUCUCGAUACUCUUGGCCUACCAGCCGAAGACGUCUCCCUCAUCAUGGCUGUCGAUUGGUUUUUGGAUCGCUUCCGGACGUUUACCAAUGUGCUAGGAGAUUCGUUGGGAGCCGGUAUUGUGCACCAUUUGAGCCGUCAUGAGCUGGAAGAGAUGCCGAUCGAACCUGCCACUGGUCGAAGAGAGUCUGAUAUUGAACUGGACGGCCCGCUAGCUGGUGCCGAUCUAGAGAAGGGCGAGUCGAGCAACGGUGGCCCAAGCUCCAGGAAUCCCAAUGUUACCUCCGCCGCCGUGGAAGUCGAAUGGCAGUCGACGUCCAUGUGAGUCUCGGCCCUGCCCUCGGAGACUUUGAUCUAAACACCGCGCGCGCUGGCGACACGGCCGUUCUAGAGAUGAUGACGAGCUAUCAAUCGUCAUUGGCGAUUGCGUAGCUAAAUUUUGUGGCACCCGACGAGAAAAAACGACACUUGUUUUCGCAUUUUUCAUGUUUGGACAUUCACAUUUUUUUUUAAAUUUCAUUUUCAAAUUUUAUUCAUUUUUUUUUUUUUUUUUUUUCAACGACGUUAUUCUAGAAAAUUGAUUUAUAAUGAAACACUCCGGUGAAUUUCAUUCUCUGUAUCCUUUUCCUAAAUGAUGCUUUUGGGUUUGGAACUUUUUGAUACGUAGAAUUUAAGAUCAACGUUGUACUGGUAUCUAUUGAAACAAAACUAAACUAAAAAAAGGAAAAAAAAAAAGAGAUAAAAACAUUUUGUGCAACGGUACGCAUUUGAAAAAAAAGUCCCUUCUUUUUUAAAUGUACAUCCAAAAACAUAUAAUGACCCUUUUGCCCAUGUGUUGCCUGCGUUUCUAAACGACUCUGUGAAGAGCGAAAUUCCUUCUUCCUACAUUAUUAUAACCUUAAAUUUUUUCGUUCCGUUAUAUUUUAUUCAAUCAUUACAUUGAAUAACACAUCGUAGACAGGUGUUUAACAUUAAUUAAAAAUUUUAAGAGAUUAAAGUAGCUACAAUUUUCUAAGAAAUGUUGAUUAAAGAAGAGAGUAAAACGAAAAUAUCUCCAACGGCUAAGAGAUGAGCAAACUUUUUUUUUAUUAUUUGGAAUUAUUACAGUUAUUAUGUAUCCGGGAAUUUAUUCGGACUGUCUAUGUCUACUGUUUUUAUACAUACCGUGUAUACACACAUCCUAACGCGGGAAUAAGUUAGUUUGGUAAGAAACAACACUUUUGUUUUUUGUUUGUUUUGAUUUUUUCAACAAUUAAAAAUCGAAAUAAUUUCGUCAAAAUUCUCUUACCAUUGUUUUAUGCAUGUGCACAUAAUAACAAAAUGAAUGUACAAGGAUAAAAGCUAAAAAAAUCUCGGUGUCCGCUUCGUGUCAAAAAAAAAAGAUGAAAAAUCUUCCUUUCCUUAAUUUUUGCUGUUUGUUUAAAGAGAAAGAAAACUGGUGGCUUUUUUUGUGUUUUCAAUGGAUUCCCCAGCUCUUUGAUAUACAUACGCAUAUAUAUAUACCCGCUACACGAAGUGACUGUACACAUGUGUAGAGGGGGGUCAUGAAGAGGAGUUCUCUCCGAAUUCUUUUUUAUAAAUGCCAUUUUUAUCCGCCGUAGGCCAUGACCACAAAACAUUUGUUCUUGAGUUUGAUUUUUAAAGCCCCACCACAAUAUAAAGAUCCCGAAACAAAUGACAUGAUUUUAUGCACACCGAGAAGAAAGAAACAAGCAUAUCAUCGCUAGAUUCCAUCAACCCCACCUUCAUCCUCCCUUAGACAAAAAUUAAUAACAACAAAAAACGCUAAUAGAAUGACAUUUGUUUUGCUCCUCUCGAUUUUAUUUUUGUUUGUUUACUCAAAUAUCUCAAUUCAUUGGGUUGCUACUAAUGCCGUUUGUUUCUUACGUGUUAAUUGGAUGGAAAUUGUUAUGCACCCCUUUUCCGACUUUCAAGAAAUACUUCUCCGAUGGCGUGUAUCGAUGUAUGUCACAUAGGCCAAUAUCUUUCGACAUGAAGACAAAAAAAAAGACUUGUACUACUGUUGCUUUAAUUUCGAUUACGAUAACCGUUGCUAUAUACGAGACGGAAAAUUUUCGAUUUAAUAUCUCUAUCAAAUCUCUCUUAAAAUAAUACUUUGACGCGGCCCGUUUGAAUGUUUUAGACAGAAACUAUUUGCCGUACCAUAAUCAUCCGUUCAUUCCCUAUUCCUCCCACCUUUUGUCUCGUUACCCUUUUUACUGGUAAUUUCGAGCUCCACUUCCCCCCUGCUACAUAACUCUGACAUCUGUAGUUGUUGUUCUAUUCAAUUUGAUAAUAUAGCCUGUUGUAGUGUGCUAUUUCUUGCAUACAUACACUGUUUCCCGUUCA
Daphnia pulicaria is the source of this 4492-nucleotide messenger RNA. RefSeq names its product excitatory amino acid transporter 1-like. Gene Ontology annotation, molecular function: neutral L-amino acid transmembrane transporter activity; L-glutamate transmembrane transporter activity; glutamate:sodium symporter activity. The transcript is spliced from 11 exons. The record is from RefSeq and is a predicted model, not a curated record. Gene Ontology annotation, biological process: L-glutamate transmembrane transport. NCBI's taxonomy places the organism in Eukaryota, Metazoa, Arthropoda, Branchiopoda, Diplostraca, Daphniidae. Gene Ontology annotation, cellular component: plasma membrane. Bases 591 to 2468 code for a protein of 625 amino acids.